AACUCUGCUUGUCAGAACUGGUCCAGGAAGUUAGGCGCUUGCUGUAAUCUCAAACCACCGCGCCAUGAGUUUUUAAGGCGGGCAACGAGACGUCACUUCGUACGCAAAUAACAUACCAACUUUAUAACUAAUGACAAGUUGAGUUCGGCUCGCUUUCCCGUUGUCUUCAAGAUUGGGCAUGCGCAUGGCGGACUGGGAAAGGUCAAAGUGGACACAAACAGCGACUUCCAGGAUAUGGCGUCUGUCGUUGCCGUCGCCAACACGUAUUGCACGACAGAACCGUAUGUGGACAGCAAGUAUGACAUCCAUGUGCAGAAAAUAGGACCAAAUUACAAGGCCUUUAUGCGUAAAUCAAUUUCUGGUAAUUGGAAAACAAACACGGGUUCGGCCAUGCUAGAACAGAUACAAAUGACUGAUCGCUACAAGAUGUGGGUAGAUGAAGUGUCCGAGCUUUUUGGGGGCCUCGACAUCUGUGCACUGGAAAUAAUUGUUGCUAAAGAUGGCCGUGAAUUUAUCAUCGAAGUCAAUGAUAGUGCAUUAAGUCUCAUGGGUGACUCACAAGAAGAGGACAGACGUCACAUCGCUGAACUUGUUGCCCACAGAAUGCAGCAAUAUUGCACGAGUUUGCAAAAUCGUAACACACCUCACCAGGCAUUCUGUCGCCCAACCAUGACAAAGGCAACAUCGCAUUCCAGUGUGUCUAGCCAGGGAGGGGUAGUUACACCAGUUGAUGAAAGACCACUAUCAGGCCUCUCUGAUGUAACAGCAGUGGGUCCUCCAUCAGGAUCCCCCAGCCUUCCACAACAAGCUGCAGUACGCAGGGACUCCCAAGCAUCGCAGUCAAGCUCGGUGAGCAGCGUCACAAGUGGGGGUAGGCGAGCCACUGAGCCAUCAGCUGUCACGGAAGCCUCGCGAGGACCCUCCAUGUUUGGUCGUCAAAGUUCUACUGCUACUCAGAAUGGAGAAGAUACAGAAGAUACUAUGAAGAAUCUAAGAAAAACAUUUGCUGGAAUUUUUGGAGAUAUGUAGAGACAUUGUUAAUACCAUUUUUAUAUAUGUAUAUAAUUUAAAAUUGUUCUUGAAGAAGACGGAGAGAUUUUAGGCUGAUAAUGGAAUCCUCUUGUGUAUUUUUUUUAUAACUGUGUUUUGGUGGGAAGUAUAAUUUUAGUUGUAUGAAUUUUAUAAGACCGCAGCAAGGACAAAUGGUUGUUUUUCGGAAUAUGUUGCAAAGUUAGUACAAUGUGAUGACUGUGGCGUGUCUCUUGAUACAUAGUAUCAUGCAACAUUUGAUGUAUUGAGCCCACAUUUUAUAUUUCAAUAUAUUGUAUUAAAUAUAAAUCAUACCAUCUGAUAACACAGAAAAUUACUAUCAACAUUGAACGUUUAAUGUCUUCAAAUUUUUAUGUUAUGCAUCCUGCACAACCUAUUCAAGUCUUUUGUGUUGGUCUUCAUUCACGCACUUGGUAUGGAAAUAUGGCUCUACCACAAUGUUUGCUGUGCAUAAACUGACUAAGAGCCACUUGUUGGUUUGAUUGUAUACAGCCUUUGUAAACACAUUGUAAUGAAAUGCAGUCUCGUUCAGAAAUGAAGAUAUGAAAUAAGGUGUAGGAUAAAAGGAAACAGAAAGAAAGAAAGAAAAAGUACAAAAAUACUGUUGUUUAUGAUUAAGAGCGUACAAUGGCCGUUGUGCAGACUGCAUAAUAUAAGGUAUUUGAAGGCAUUCAACAUACGUUCUGUAAUAAUAUUCAUAAUUUUAGGGCUGUAUCUUGCAAUCGAGACAUGUAUGAUGGACUUUGGCUAUUAGAUUCUGGCAGCUGAAGUAAAGUUAAUGUGUUUUGUCUUUAGUUCAAUACCAAGUGAAUAUCAGACAUCACGACUGUCAUUUAGUUAUUGAAUUCUCAACCCAAUUUUCUGAAAAAUGUUUGCUGUACCCCUAAUUUAGCUUGCAGGGAAGAAAAUUGGGGGCAGUAACACAAUUUGUCCAAUGGGUUGUACAUUCCCAUGCUUGCUGACAAUUUAACUUAUUAAUUAAUUAAAUGUUGCAGGUCAUAAAUGAUGCAUGUAAUGUUAUUACCAUGCUCUUUCAACUAAAUUAUAAGAAAUGUAUAUUAAUAUAGGAGAGCUGUAUUAUCAGCCUGAAGACUCCCUCUCUUUUUUGAUUGAUUUUGCUGUGGUAGGCUGUAAAUUGCCACGUAAUUGUGAUUGAUAAAUAUGUCCUAAUAAGGUUAACAUGUUGUUUCUCUCUUCUGGUUAAGUGGCAUUGGUAAUUAAUUUAUUUUAUUGGAUUAAUUAGUGAGAUAUUUAUGAAUAAUCAGAUCAUCCACAAUGGCCAAAAAUUUAAAAAAAGGAAUUAAUACUGAAUGUUUUGUUUUUUGGUUGGCACUUCUGUUUCAUAUUCAGGAGGUCCAAGGUUAAAAUCUUGUCAGGUACUUGGCUGUGCAUUAAAAGGUAAUAAAUAUUAAUUUAUAUUGCUGCUAGUACUAAAUAUAUUUUACAUUAAACAGAUUGUAGGAAUUUUCCUGCAAAUAUUUAUUCAUUUAUGAGGAAUUUUCAUUUAACUGGUGUUAUACAUUCCAUAUUAAUAAAUUAUUCAUUAAUUUAUUGUUGUAGCCAUUACAGUCAUAUUAUGUUACAAUACUACACAGUGAGAGAAAUAUCAUUUUCUUUCUUAUUGACAUGUAUGUCAUAAUAAUUCAGCUACAAAAUUUUAGAAUGUGAUUAUUUGUUAUUGUUAAAUAAGGAAGUCCAUUUUAGCAUUGUCUUUAUAAGUAGUAUUCUACUCAAUACUCUGUUACAAUAUAAUUCACAAUUCAAAAGGGCCUUCUGUUUUGGACAAUAGUUGUGAUCUAGAGAGUUUUAGACGUCUUUUCAUGCUGGUAAUCAUUUCAAGACUAUUCUCAAAUACAGCUGUUGAAAGCACAUGUAGCAUAUACCUAUGUAUUGGUGUUUCACAUUCUAGAUUGUGUCAGGCUUCCAUGCCAGUAUGCCUCAAAAAUAUAAAGUUGUUAAAUUUCACUUAAUCUUGCAAAGAUAUAUAGAAAUAUGAAAAUGAGAACAUGAUUUAAAAUGUUUCCAGUUUAAGUGCCCUAUUUGUUACCGAUAGAAUAUUUAUUUCUGUUCUGUUAUCAUUAAAUUUAAUUUUAUAUGGUACGUGAUUUUUAGUAUGAAAUUGACAUCACGAAUGUAAGAUUCACAAAAAAGCAUCAGUUGUUGAAACUUCAUUAAUGAUCUGGUUAAGUCAACAUUGCAUGUGUGUUAGUGUCUUUUUUAUACAGCUGAGCUAAUUACUAAAUGUAAAAAAAAAUACAUUUUAUAUGGGGCCUCAGUUUAUUUAUAUUGUGCUCUGAAACAUGUGUUAUGUGUAAAAAUGUAAAUGUUAUUAUUGUUUCAUAAUGUUCAAAUUAUGCUGAUGUUGUUCUUUUGGGUUGUGAUGUCACAUGGACUUGUAGGUAGAUAUCAGUGUUUUCGAGGAACAUAAUCUUCAUUUUCAGCCUCCCAGAAUGCAGCGUCUUGGGUUUGCCUCACCCUUCCAGAAGCCAUAUUUGUUGCCAUGCCUUUAGGAAAUAUGAUAUGGACCUAUAUGGACAGGCCCAUAAGGUGUUAUUUGCUGACACUAAAGUGUGAAAAACAAUAAUUAUUUACUCUUGUAACACCACAUUCUAUGUCUUAAGGAUACAUAGAGUAAUUCCUCAAAUGAGAUCAAAAUAUCUCUGAAUGGUGUAUCAUUUCUGUGCCAAAUUUUUUUUUCAUAACUAUUUAAUUUUUACAUACCAGCCUUUAGAAAUUGCAUGUAUAUUUGUGAUACAAUUUUUGGUAAAUUAAAAGGCACAAGCUGUGUUCUCCUUCCACUGAUUCUUCAUUUGUUAGUAACAGAAAUAAAUUAUGGGCCAGUCAUUACAUAACCUCAAAAUAGUCUCUGGUCAUACACAAUUUCUAUUGAGAAAUUAUUAAUGGAGUUUCAGUAACAACAUUAAAUGAUGUAAAUCAUUUAUGCCAUUUGACUACCUGGAAUAACUCGUGUAAUAAGCAACCAAAAAUACCCCAUCCACCCCCCCAAAGAAAAAAAUUAAAGUUAUUUAAUAAUUUAAAUAAUAUAUCUAUAUAAGGUGUAUUUCUAGAGGCAAUAUUAGUAGUGUUUCAGAAUAAAAUGUCAGUAAAUAAUUAUUUAAAUUUUAAAAUAUGAAAGAAAGGAUUAUGAAAAGUACAUAGCAUUUUAAAUUUGAUUUGAACAAAUUGAUUAAGAUUUAAUUUUGAACAUGGAAAUUUGUGACUAAUGAAACAUCAAGCUGACUAACAUUAGUUAGAGGAAUUCUGUCACUUCUCUAAACAGCUGAGGGCAGAUUGGUGGAAGUUUCCUUUAUAAUUUCACUGCAUGGAAUGUGUAGACAAGGAAUUGUGUGGUAACAAGUUAUAUGCUAGAUUCUGUCAUAGCCCAAGAGUACAAAACCCACAUUACAAAAAAAUGAAUAAACGUAGUCCGCUAUCUACUGACAAAAAAAUUAUUUUAUCCUUCGUCAGCCACAUGUUUAGAUUUACAUGUGAUCCAGUUGAACUGCAUUGCAGUAGCAUACAACCAAACUAUUAACCCAGGAGUUAAAGUCCAUUCUGGAGCCCCGUAAUGUGGUUGAUUUAAAAUCUCCUAUUCCUUUACAAUAGAAUUUAUAUAUGUUAGAACAUGUUCUGUUUGAACUCCGAAACAGUGAUUUAAAUCACUUUUCUUGCCUGUGAAGUAAAUAAAACUUUACUAGUAAGAAAGAAAUGUAUGAAUUAAAUGUUUUCAUCUUAUGUAUACCGUUACAGACAUUAUACUUCCAGCUGUCAAACAUUUUGCAUCCAUGAAUUCAGUUAUAAAUGUUAAAGCUUUCCAUCAUGGCCCAUGAAAGAUAGAUAUUCCUGUCACAAAAUCUACGACUAUGUGAAAAUGUGUUUAUUUUGACUAAAUUUUGACAUACUACCUUUCAUAUAGAUCAUUUAGCCUGUGGAACGUGUCAGAUUUCAGCUCUUUGGUGAAUAGUUAAAUUAAUUUCUAUUAAGACAUUUUUCCUACAGUCAAUUUUUGGAAACUGAAUAAUUUUUGCUGGCAAUUUACUCUGUAAAUUCUUUGGAAUAAUUGUGUCAUGUAUUACCUAUGUCAUUGAAAUAAUGUUAUUGAUAUCUCAUAUUGUUAUUUAAUCACCAAUGUAUGUAUAAAUGUUGAUGUGUGAUAAAUGAAAGCACAUGGAUGUACAUCACUGCUGCAGUAUCAUUGGUCUGAUGAUUCUGCAAGUACUCAGUAUUACCACAACCUCUCAUAUCUUAAGACAAUUGGCUCUAGAUUCUGAAGGAAAUAUUGCAGCAGCCAUAUUUAUCUUGAAAAUUUAUUAUUUUUUAAUGUGUUUAUUUAAUUAUGUAUAAUUUUCAAUAAAACGAAUGAGGAAAUAGAAAGAACAUAGUUCAAACAUUCCUGUUUGUGCAAAGAUGAACUUCAAUUUCAAAUGUUUUAAAAUAUAUUCUACUCUGUGAUAUUUGCCAUUUUUUCUCGAUAUGGUUGCAAUACAUAUUGAACCUGUACAAAUGUUUAACACAGUAUCUCUGUAACUUAAAUUACCACUUUGAAAAAUCAAAUUGUGUGAUACAGGUUUAUUUGAAAUAUGUUUUGUAUUGUGGGAAGAAUUGUAUUUAAAAUUCAAUGUAGAAUUAAUUACAGUUUUGACAAUAAACGUCCUUUUUGAUGAGAGACUCUAGGGCGAGAAGCCGCGUCAGAUGGCUGAAUGGUGAAUGAACCAUUUCUUCCCGCCAACGUUUUGAGAGCCACCUCUGCUCUCAUCCUCAGAGAGUCUUUCAUCAACUUCAGUCGCUGCGAAAGAUUCUUUUUCUUUAUAUAUGUUUAUAUAACUACUGAGUCUUCAGUUUUGGCUUGUGAGAUAAUUCCAGCAAGAAACAAAUACAGAACCUUCAUAAUAAAUGGAUAGUUUAAAUAAAAAGCAGGGUUUUUUAAAUCGAAUGUUGACAAUUGAAGCAAAGCAGGCUUGGAACAUUUGCCAAUUAUUUUAUCUCAUAACUCACAGGUUAAAAUUUAUCAGUUUAAUACAUCUAAAGAAAAAAUUCAUGAUCUAUGGCCUUCUGUAACAUAAUGAAGCCUUUGUAUGGGUGUGAACCAAUGCUAUGAAAUCGGUAAAAUAAUGGUGGUACAAUUUACAAGUCUUAAAUUAAAUAAAAUUAAUGUUGUAAGAUUCAUUUGGUCUUUCCUCUCAGCCUGCACCAAAUUGUAUGUGAAAAUUUGAGUGUGAUAUCAAACCAGAUGUCUACACUUGUACUGUGGUGAAAAAGUAUUUUCUUCCAUAGAUAACUUUGUAAUUCAAAUUAUAUAAUUUACCAACUUUUUUAUGCCCAAAGUUUUAUCACACUUGGGUUAAAAUAUUCUUCCCAUAAUUCAAUGCUAUAAAAUCUCAGCUGCUGACAGUGUCAUUAAAUAAACCACAAAUAAAUAAAACGUACCUCGUACAGUGAAACCUGUAUAUAACGUGCCCAGUUAUACCACAGAUUUGGAUAUAUUACAGCAUUGAUCAUGUCCUCCAAUAUGAUUACACAAAUUUUACAUCAUACACUUUUAUGCAAGUAGCUUAGAAUGUGGGCACUGUAGUUGUCCCCUGAUUCCUGUGUUUUAUCAAGGUUUCGCUGUAUGUUGAACUCAUUUACUAGUGAAUAGUAUCCUCGUACUGAUUCAUAUUGUUUCCAGCUCAUAUAUUUCAUCUCCUGUUUGGUGUAAUAUGAGAGGGACUGGUGCAGAAUAAUUCCAAAACCAGCGUAUCUUCUCACAAGUAGAACGCAGAGAAGAAAAAAACUUUUCAUGCAAAUUUCCUGAUGACUAUUUAAAGUACUACAAGCAGUGCUGUACCAAGUUCCACGUGUUAAAGUUUUUAACAAAAAUUUAAAAAAAAAUCAAGAAAACCAACGACAACUUUAAUAAUUAUAUGUGAAUGCAUUAUUGAUCAAUAUUUAUAGUGUGGUAUAUUAACUGUUGAGCAUAGGUACUUUACAAUAACAAAUUAUUGUUAUUGUUGUUGAGAUAAAGCUAUAAGAAGUGUAAUAAAAAUAUUUGCUAUUGGUGUAUUUAUGCACGGUAAAAUUUGCCAUGUUGCAUUUGAAUUGCUGCCUGAAAAAUAUUGUACGCCUUGAAUGGAACAAUACUGGUAUCAAUAUGGAUGUCUCUGUAAAUGGUGUAUGUGAGUUAUGAAAUGUUAAUCUGAUUCAAGUGGCCAUUAAGCUCACGUGUUUAUACAGUGAUUUUAUUUAAAUAUGCUUCAGUCUGUUUUAAAUUGUAAAUAAUUAUUUUAUUUAAUUUGUGUGGUUCCCAGCUCUGUUGGUUAAUUUGCACACUUGUAUUGUGUCUGUUACAUAUAUGAUGUUUCAUUGUUUGGGGGCACAGAAUUUCCCUUUUUGCUAAACAUUAGGUGGACUUUUUAAAGGAAUAAGUGAGAUAUUAGCUGUCAACACAGCAUAUAGUAUAUGUCAUGUUUCUGCUAAUAAAAUCAGAUAGUACACAGUAUAAGGUACAGUAGUUUUAAUUGAAGUUAAAAUAUGUUAUUAAUAAUAAAAUUCUGUCUAUAGAUGUAUGUUAAUAAUACAGUACUAUAAAAGUUUUGCUGGAAGAUAUUUUUCAUGUGGAGUUUGUCGUACACCUCCUGACAUUACAGUAAAAUACAUUUUUAUCUUUAGCAAAACUUUUAUAGUACUUUAUCAUUACCACGCAUCUAUGUAUAUAAUUUUAUUAUUAAUAACAGGGAUCUCUGCUAUAUUUUAAUUUUAAUUUAAAAAUAUUGUACCAAUCUCUUUAUGUUCAUAUUUAAAUGGUAUUAUAAAACCAAAAACUUAAUGGUUAUUUUAAAGUACAUAGUCAGUACUGACGUUUCAUAUAUUGUGUACCACCUGAUAAUGACAUUAAUUGAAAUAUAUGAUGCUUUUCAAAAUAAAAUAAUGUUUUGAAUGUUGAUGUGUUAAGUUGAGGGCUCCAUUGUUAUCUAUAGUAAUGACAAAAAUAAUGAUGCAAUAGAAUUCAUAAUACGAAGCUUAAAAAGGAAGUCAGUGGUCUAAACAUUUAUGUAUUUGUCAGCUGAACAUCCCUCACUAAGCUGAUAUGCGGCAAACCACACACUACCCAGACAAUAUGUGUUCAUAAAAUGGUAACUCGUUCUGACCCUAUGCUGUGCUUAGGUAGGAAUUUAUUAUGAUUUAUAUGAGUCAUAUGCAAUGUGUUAACUAUAAUAAUGUUGAAAAUCGACUGAUCAUGACAAACUUUACCUUUUUUAAACACUAUGUGAGGUCCUCAAAUUUUGCUGUUUGUUGUGUAUUUAUUUAGUGUUCUGUCUGACGACAGGUCCAUAGGAACAGGAUUUAUGUAUAAUAUUUGGUGAUGAUAAAUUUUUAUGGUUGGUAGUUAUGUUUCAGAGAUGUUGGUCUCCAUUGUCACAGUUGAAGUGACACACAGCUGACCUAGUCUUCAUGUUAAUAUGAAGAAUCGCCUUCUGUUCUGUUUCACAGUUGCAUAUUUCAAACUAUAAAUACGACGAAUAUGUCACCUUUCAGUGAAUUUACCCUGAAGAUGUGGACUGCAAGCUUUAUAAAUGUUUGUAUACCAGCCUGUCAUAACACAAUGUCAUUAUUCAAAAUGAAAGAAAAAUACUUAAAAUUUAGCAGACUACUGUUAAAGCCACAACAACUCAGAGCUUUAAUGACUUACAAAUUUUGUGUUCAGCGUAAUUGUGAUUCAGUAUUUAAUUUUAUUUUUGACAUUUUUCUGAGGAUUAUGCUUAUUUUAAUGUAAAGACGGCAUAUGCAUUCUUCUAGUAUGUCUUUUGAUCAUGUUUAGAACAUUAAUUUAUCAUGUACAAAAUUGUUUAAAGAAAACUGAGCUUUAAACAGAUUAAUGUUUAUUUUUAAAGAUGUUGUAUUAUACAGGCUUAUGUGUACAGGCAAAUAGGGUCUUCCUGUGUUAGAAGAGAUUUCCAGAAUAGAUCAUCCUCAAUAAAAUCUUGUGGGCAAUCAGCCACAUCACUUGCGUACAUGACUUCCUUUCUGCUGUACAUUGUCUUACUUUGGGUUUUAUUAUCCUGUGUUAUAGCAAAAUUUAUUGAAUAUUGAGUAACAAAACACUGUGUGAAGUUAAAUAAAAUGGCUGAAGUUAAAGAGUGACAUUUCAGA
This is a messenger RNA of Zootermopsis nevadensis, 9180 nucleotides long. Lineage: Eukaryota; Metazoa; Arthropoda; Insecta; Blattodea; Termopsidae. The record is from RefSeq and is a predicted model, not a curated record.